Molecule: messenger RNA, 3171 nt
Organism: Batrachochytrium dendrobatidis JAM81
Lineage: Eukaryota; Fungi; Chytridiomycota; Chytridiomycetes; Rhizophydiales
Exons: 12
Biological process (GO): proton transmembrane transport; potassium ion import across plasma membrane; intracellular sodium ion homeostasis
Cellular component (GO): plasma membrane
Molecular function (GO): ATP binding; ATP hydrolysis activity; P-type sodium:potassium-exchanging transporter activity
Source: RefSeq, a predicted model, not a curated record
AACGACCAUUUGCUGAGUUUUGAACAGUUGCUGAGUAAAUACAAAACAAAGGCAAAUGCAAAAAAUCCCCGUGCAUCAGAAGGGCUAACCAAUGAAGACGCAGCACUACGAAUCAACGAUCUAGGUGCCAAUAAGUCUACUUCACCAAAACGAGUCCCACUGCACGUCAAAUUUAUGGAGUGCUUGACCAGUUUAUUCAACAUUCUACUAUUCUUUUCUGGUGCUGUUUAUCUUGUUUUAUAUGCUAUCAAUCCAACAAAUAAUUUUGAAAGUGUUUGGAUCGGCUGCACGCUCAUUGCAGUAGCAUUCAUUUAUGCCGGAAUCGAGUUUUAUGAAUUACAAAAAAUCUCUGCUAUUUUGGAAUCUUUCAAGCUCAUGAUCCCUGCUCAAACAUGUGUUAUUCGAUCCAGCAAAAGAAUCAUGAUUGAAUCAACACUUCUUGUACCAGGCGACAUCAUUAUUCUACAAAGUGGUGAUAAAGUACCUGCUGAUGCAAUUCUAUUUUAUUCUACCGAUAUGCAAGUUGAUAUAUCAAGUCUCACGGGAGAAAGUGAGCCACUUUCCCGUACUCCCAAGCUUGAAGGAUGUCCUGAAGGCACAGAUCCACUCGAUGCUCCUCAAAUUUUAUUUAGUACAGAUCUAAUCGUAUCUGGCGAAGGAUAUGCGCUUGUUGUUCAGACUGGAAAACACUCCAUUAUUGGAAAAAUUAGUAGACUUACACAGCUUGAUAAACCAAGAAAAUCGCCGCUAUCCAUUGAAAUUAGGCGAUUUUGUAAAACCAUUUCAAUCCUUGCUGGAAUUACUGCAGUACUCUUUUUUUUCGUAGCACUCCUUCGUGGCAGAAAUUUCACUUAUGCUGCGACAUUCAGUAUUGGUAUCCUGUUGGCAUGGGUUCCACAAGGACUUCCACUUACCGUUACAAUGGUUCUUGCAAUUUCUGGAAGACGGAUGGCUGAUCAAAAGGUUCUUGUCAAAGACCUGCACGGAGUAGAGACACUGGGUGGGAUUACCAUGCUGGCAACUGACAAAACUGGCACGCUCACAAAGAAUGAAAUGACUGUGAUGGAUAUGUGGACAAAUGGGACGCUUUUUUAUGCUGGUCCCGGCGGUGCAAAAAAUGCACCUAAAGGAAGUCGUGUCAUGCGUCUUGAUGAAAGUGGUGUAGCUCAGAUUCUUCAUGUAUGCGUGACCUGCAGUCGAGCACGGUUUGAAAACCAAGAGGGAAAAGUUGCAGAUCGAACCAUUAUUGGCGACGCAACAGAAACCGGUCUUCUUCGAUUUGCUGGUGAAAAGCUUGCUAAUAUUGACAAGUUGCCAGAAAUAUAUCCCAAAAUGCUCGAGAUCCCAUUCACAUCAGAAACCAAAACAUACAUUUCAAUUCAUCGAAAAUCGCAUUCACAUGGUGGGUUGACACUACAUAUGAAAGGAGCACCAGAGCUAGUAUGGGAAGCGUGCACGACAAUUUGGGCAGACGGAAAGGCACAGAAAAUUGACGAAGUUUGGCGUCUUAAAUAUGCUGCAGCAAUGGAGACUUUGACUCGAAAAGGAAGUAGAGUAUUGGGAAUUGCCAUGUUGCAAUUGCAUGGAGACAAGUAUCCAGAUAACUGGAAAUUCAGUGUCGAGAAAAAAAACUAUCCUACGACGGAGCUCACUUUUCUUGGUUUAAUUGGUAUGGAGGAUCCACCAAAAGAUGGUGUGGCCGAAGCAAUUGCUACCAUGCGAACUGCUGGGAUAAAAGUAGUCAUGAUUACUGGUGAUAAUCCAAAAACAGCCGAGGCAAUUUCUCGUAAAAUCAAUCUUGUUACCAUGUCUACACUCCAAAAAAUUAAUGGACCUGAAAAUUUACCAAUUAAAAGUCCGUCAGGCAAAGAAGCCAUUAUUGUGUCUGGCCGAAUGAUUCGACAUCUAGGUGACGAUGAUUGGUUAAAUAUCAUGAGCUAUGAUGAAAUCAUUUUUGCACGGACUCUUCCAUCGGAUAAGUUGGAUAUAGUUAAACGUGCGCAAUCCAUUGGUCACAUUGUAGCAGUGACAGGAGAUGGCGUCAAUGAUAGUGCUGCUUUGAAAAAGGCAGACCUUGGAAUUGCCAUGAACAAAACAGGCUGCGACAUUAGCAAAGAAAGUGCCAAAAUGAUUCUUUUGGAUGAUAAUUUUGCAAGCACCGUGCGUGGUAUUCAAGAAGGUCGCCUCAUCUUCAUUAAUCUAAAAAAAGCCAUUCGAUACUCUCUUACACACAUUUUGCCGGAAGUGAUUCCUUAUCUUUUAUACGUAGUUGUUCCAAUUCCGCUGGCUUUGACACCUCCACAGAUUCUUGCCGUGGAUCUUGGGUUUGAACUUAUGAUGACCAUGUCUUUUGCGUGGGAGCCGGCGGAAGAUAUAUCUCAGCUUAUGUCAAUGCCGCCACGAUGUCCUGUAACCACACAAUCGGCCUUUGCAAUGCACAAUAUUAUGAAGCGUCGUCAAGAUAUAUAUACGUCUAGUAGUUUUAACAUCAAUUCAUCAGUCAGCAAAAGUAACCUUUAUCAAUCCAGUAUUAAUAUGGUUAGUAUGGAUCAGCAGAUUAAAAAGAAAAAAACAAAUCGCAUUGCUCAAUACGAGGACUGGCGCGAAUUGACUGCGGCUCGCAAGCACAAUGAUCGACUUGUUGAUAGCGAAGUGCUCAUGUACUCGUAUUUAGAGGCUGGACUGAUUGAGUUUGCCGGUGCAUUAACAACUUACUUUGCUGUGUUUUGGUUUUCGUUUGGUGUAAGCUCGGCCGAUGCACGUCAAGGUCAGAUUUACGGAAAUCGUCAAUGGAAACCUCACAGUCCAUCACUAAUUCUUGAAAGUGGAGUAGAAUUUUUUGGACCAGAGCAAUUCGAGGCACUCAAGCAAGUGCAAAGUGUUUAUUACUUGUCGAUAUUUAUCAUUCAAAUCUGGAAUUUGUUUGCAUGCAAAUCACGUUACACACUUCCUUUCCGCAGAAAUGUGUUUUCAAACAAAAACACAUGGUUUUCAAUUUUAGCUGGUACUUUUUUUGCAGGGAUUAUUGUUUAUACUCCAAUUACCAACGCUUUGUUUUUAACGUCCAUGUAUUUGGAUCCAAUAUUUUUGCUUAUCCCAAUGUCAUUUGGAGCAUUCUUAUAUUUUUACGCAACAUUAAAGCUUAUUUUAACUAAAUAUGGUAAGCUGUAA